Neospora caninum is the source of this 1686-nucleotide messenger RNA. RefSeq lists its product as hypothetical. The record is from RefSeq and is a predicted model, not a curated record. The transcript has 7 exons. Bases 1 to 1686 code for a protein of 561 amino acids. Lineage: Eukaryota; Apicomplexa; Conoidasida; Eucoccidiorida; Sarcocystidae.
AUGGCAGGAGUUUUCGAUCGUGAUCGUUGCCAAAUCUUAACUGAGGGUCUACAACAUCUGAACGUCCUCUGGACAUCUCCAAAAGGACUUACAGACGUUGCACAGACUCUUGCCUCUGUGGCGCUCUUCGGUCUCGGUCCUCCCCUAGUCUCUGCGCUGAUCCCUGCAUCUUUGCUUUGGGUCGCGGCGUCCAAUCUCAUUCGAGAAACCAGGUGUCCUUGCUCACUUUGUGAACUCCAACGACGACUGCUGAAAAUAAGCCGGAACAGAGAUGAGAUCGGAGUUGUGCAAGCGGCUAAAGAUAAAAAGCAAAUCUGUGUGUCACUUGUCCGAGGCGGUGCGCCGGGCCUUCUUCGACAGGUUUUCCGGACAGUCGCGGAAAUGAGACGGCGAACCAGUAGCGUCCGCGAACAUAAGACCGAGGAUCCUACCGGCACACAAGAUGAAUGUUACCUCGAUCAGGCACUUCAGUUUGCUUCGUGGACGCUCCUGCUAUGCUCUUGGCCAUACGAAGAGUUGCACCGCGGAGAAAGCAUUAUAGAAUAUGAUAAAUUCUCGCUGCUAGAUGCUGCCCUGGAAUGUUUUCCAGUCAACGAUCAGGGCUUUCUAGAGUCUGUUUCUUCCCUGAACCUUCCUGGCGCGAGCUCUCUACUUUCUGUCAUCCUACAUUUACUUCUGAGACUUCCACCCAAGACACGAGCACCAAUUGCGAAGAAGGUCAAUCUCGUUUUUCGGCCGAUGCUUCAGCAUUUAUCCCGAAGUAUCGCUGAAAGAGACCCAUAUCCCGUUUCGGCGAAGUUCUUUGCCGAGUCUGCGGAGACCGAGUCUAAUGCGCCUAACCAAGAGAGUGAAGGUACCUCAGCGGAAUCUGCGGGAACAGAUGUGAAAGAGCAACAUAUCGCGGACACACAACCAACGGUCGAGUUUUUGCUGCUCACCCCGUUGUUCAUGGGACUGUUGCAGUCCUUAUUUGUUGAGGAAGUCAAUGAGCCGAUUCCUUGCAAAAGGGAAAGUCUUUCGGACCCUUCUGAGGAAGACGCUCAGAGCCCUAGCGCCUCAGCGACUGAUUCAAUAAUUGAAGCAGGAGUUCAGCAAACGCACGCGCUUGUUGGCUUAGGCAUCGCCGCUUGUCAAUCUCUCAUCGACAUGUACGAAUACUUGCGGCCACUACUGAACACUUGGGACGGUCUGGACUCGCAGCAUUGUUUCGCGCAACACAAGGAUGCCAAAGAACCGGUUACGCAGAAACCCUUUUUGCCGUCCAGGGAGUGUCUACCUCCCUCAACAACGGUUAGCCUAAUGCCAGGUUUCGAUUUCAGGGGAUUUUAUUACAGUCUGGUCAGUGCCAUGCUGACGUUGCUGGGAGGCAUGCGGUUGCGUUCGCUUCCAGAGAGAAGAUGGAGAUUCGCGGAAAACCCCGCAGCGAAGGCUGGUGGCUCAGCGGCGAUUGGGGGUCUCGCAUCAGCUGCACGGAAACUCCUAGAUUUUCAAAAGAAGGUGAGAUUAUCGAACGGGGGUGUAUCUGUCGGGAAGAGGUCUCACACGGGAAGGCAGACCUACCAUGUAGCUGGUAUUAUCGCUAAACCCAAAAGCAGCUGGACGAAGCACCAUCAAGCCUUCGUCGAACGUGAACUAUUUCCCAUAUUAGCGGUAUGUUGUCCAUGUUGUGGGAUGAACAGGAGUUGA